Dermatophagoides farinae (American house dust mite) is the source of this 1399-nucleotide messenger RNA. Its product is annotated as serine/threonine-protein kinase stk11. Gene Ontology annotation, cellular component: nucleus; cytoplasm. Gene Ontology annotation, biological process: protein phosphorylation; mitotic DNA damage checkpoint signaling. NCBI's taxonomy places the organism in Eukaryota, Metazoa, Arthropoda, Arachnida, Sarcoptiformes, Pyroglyphidae. Gene Ontology annotation, molecular function: protein serine/threonine kinase activity; ATP binding. The record is from RefSeq and is a predicted model, not a curated record.
AUCAAUCAUGCCAAAAACCAAUAAUAAUGAUAUGUUUGAAAAAUCAAACAAAUUCAAUUCAUCCAAAAUCGCUACUGAUUCAGCAUUCAUUGACACGACAAUUAAAUCUUUUAUUACAUCAUUAUCGGUCAAAGAAAAUUCAUUGGACAAUAAAAACAUUGAAAAAUGUCCAUUAGAAAUGAAAAAAACACCAAUCAAUAUGGAUAGAGUGGAUAAUCUUGAUGAUAUUGUAUUGAUUGGUUCAUCGGAAGAAAUAUAUCGAUUAAAAGUGCAUAAAUAUAAAGAAAUAAAAAAUUACAUCAAAGGUGAAAUAUUGGGUAGAGGAAAAUUUGGUGUUGUACGUGAAUUUAUUGAUAAAAAAACAUUAAAACGUUUUGCUGGUAAAAUUAUCCGUUUUAAUAUAUUAAAACGUAAUACACAUCUUCGUCAUCAGAUUAAUAAAGAAUUAGCGAUUACAUAUCAUUUUAACCAUACAAAUGUAUUGCGUGUAUAUGAUAUUUAUUCAACUGGUAAAAAAAUUUACAUGUUCAUGGAAUUUUGUUAUGGUGAAUUGGCAGAAUAUCUUAAGGUUUAUAAACAAUUACCCAAAUCACAAUGUAAAGAUUAUUUCGUACAGAUAAUAGAAGGUCUUGGUUAUUUACAUUCACAUGGUAUUAUUCAUCGUGAUAUAAAACCGGAAAACAUUUUGGUCACUCCGGAUGAUAUCAUUAAAUUAGCCGAUUUUGGAGUCUGUCAAGAGAUAUCGACAUUUACAUUGGAUGAUAUGGUUUUCGGUAGUGAUGGUACACCACUUUAUCAUCCACCAGAAUUAUUUCAUCCAAAAAUUAUCCAUUAUUCGGGAACAAAAAUCGAUAUCUGGGCAUCUGGUGUUGUUCUAUAUCAAAUGCUCGUCGGUGAGCUACCAUUUUUCAAUAAACCAAAUACAACAAAAUCCGAUAUCGAUGAUAUAUUGACAAAAAAUGUUCAAUAUCCAUUGAUGAUUAAACAAGAUGUUUUACUAGUCGAUCUAUUCAAUGGAAUAUUUGAAAAAGAUUUUCGACGACGUAUGUCCAUAAUGGCCAUUAAAAAUCAUCCAUGGAUGCAAAUUGAUUAUAAUCGAAAACGUAAUGAACAAUUUGCUAAACUUCCAACCGACAAUUGUACUAUUGAUUCUUAUCGUGGUCUAACUGUAUUGACACGAAUCUAUAAUAAAUAUUAUCCACCACCAGCUGAUGAAAAAUUGGUAAAUUUUCGACAAUUUCAAGAAUCAUGUAAAAUUUUACCAUUGAUGCGUUCAUCACGUUAUGAUCAGGAUACAAGACAAAUCGAUAUAAUGGAUGGCGGUAAACAAGAUUCAUUGGUUAAAUUGGAAUUGAUUUAAAAAUAAAUUCAUCAUUAUUAUUCAAACCGAUAGAUGGCA